UUCUCGCCUCAUUGUCCCUCUCUCUCUUUUUAUUCUUCACAAAUCACGCCGACAAAGCUUGGGUGUUGUAAUGUAAAUACGAAUAAAAAAAUAUAUAUUAAGCAAACGAGAGAAGAAAUGCGACGACGGCCAGUAACGACGACGACAAGAAGAAGGACAGUCACUGCUGUUUGUUGGGGGAUAGUUGGUUGGUUGGUGUUGUUGUUGAAGAUAUUGUGCGACCUUGGCCUACUGCCCCUUUACCACAAACCCCCAAGGCGUCGCUGCGAGCAAAGUUGGGGAGAGUAA
Messenger RNA from Meloidogyne enterolobii, 288 nucleotides. The record is from the annotation of a GenBank genome assembly. Lineage: Eukaryota; Metazoa; Nematoda; Chromadorea; Rhabditida; Meloidogynidae.